AAUAACAAUCUGCUUGAGCGGGGUAAACUUCACAUCCGGGGCGGGGCCUACAUAAUCUGGGUGUCAAACGCCUUGGGAAUUGCGCAUGCGCGUUAUUAGCCUUGGUUUGACAGACGGGGCGCGGUUAGUCCAAAAAAGAGGCGGUAGGAGAAUUGGGCAUGCGUAGUCGUAAACCAGAGCCUCUCCAGUUUGGGUGGAGCCUAAUGGCACUGGGGCGGGCUUGCAGGAAGAUGGACAGGAGUGAAGCCGCUAGAGGAGGGGCGGGGCCCGAGGGGCGGGACCUCGGGUGGCCCGAGGUGGCCGGGUUGCUUGGGUGCGUAGCAGCGCAGUCCGAUUCAUCCCGGCCAGGGGAUGGCGUCCCCACGGGAACUGACCCAGAAUCCCCUGAAGAAGAUCUGGAUGCCAUACAGCAAUGGGCGGCCCGCCCUGCACGCCAGCCAGCGGGGUGUUUGCAUGACCAACUGCCCGGCGCUCAUUGUCAUGGUGGGCCUGCCAGCCAGGGGCAAGACCUACAUUUCUAAGAAGCUGACCCGGUACCUCAACUGGAUUGGUGUGCCUACUCGGGAAUUCAACGUUGGCCAGUAUCGCCGGGACAUGGUCAAGACAUACAAAUCUUUUGAGUUUUUCCUCCCAGACAAUGAAGAAGGCCUGAAAAUCAGGAAGCAAUGUGCGCUGGCAGCCCUCUGUGAUGUCCGGAAAUUCCUCAGUGAGGAGGGGGGACAUGUGGCGGUUUUUGAUGCAACCAAUACCACCCGAGAACGAAGAGCGAUGAUCUUUAACUUUGGGGAACAGAACGGCUACAAGACCUUCUUUGUUGAAUCUAUCUGUGUGGAUCCUGAGGUCAUAGCUGCCAACAUUGUGCAAGUGAAGCUAGGCAGUCCUGACUAUGUCAACCGGGACAGCGACGAGGCCACUGAGGACUUCAUGAGGCGCAUUGAGUGCUAUGAAAACUCCUAUGAGACUCUGGAUGAGGACCUGGACAGGGAUCUCUCCUACAUCAAGAUCAUGGACGUGGGCCAGAGCUACGUGGUGAACCGCGUAGCUGACCACAUCCAGAGUCGCACUGUUUAUUACCUCAUGAACAUCCACGUGACACCCCGCUCCAUCUACCUCUGCCGGCAUGGGGAAAGUGAACUCAACCUCAAAGGCCGCAUUGGUGGGGAUCCUGGCCUAUCUCCCCGAGGCAGGGAGUUUGCCAAACAUCUGGCUCAGUUCAUCAGCGACCAGAACAUCAAGGACCUGAAGGUCUGGACAAGCCAGAUGAAAAGGACGAUCCAGACGGCGGAGGCGCUGAGUGUGCCUUACGAGCAGUGGAAGGUCCUCAACGAGAUUGACGCGGGUGUCUGUGAGGAAAUGACCUACGAAGAAAUCCAGGACCACUACCCACUGGAGUUUGCCCUCAGGGAUCAGGACAAGUACCGCUACCGGUACCCCAAAGGCGAGUCCUAUGAAGACUUGGUGCAGCGACUAGAGCCUGUCAUUAUGGAACUGGAGAGACAGGAGAAUGUGCUGGUCAUUUGCCACCAGGCUGUGAUGCGCUGCCUGCUGGCCUACUUCCUUGACAAGGCAGCUGAAGAGCUGCCCUACCUCAAAUGUCCCUUGCACACAGUCCUGAAGCUCACACCUGUAGCUUACGGUUGUAAAGUGGAGUCCAUAUUCCUGAAUGUGGCAGCUGUGAACACACACCGAGACAGGCCUCAGAAUGUAGACAUAUCCAGGCCUUCAGAGGAAGCCCUUGUCACAGUCCCUGCUCACCAAUGACCACGUCUCAUCCAAGACCCCCGGGCGGGCCCUGACUUCUCCAGGCCUCCUUGGUGUUUGCAAUACUGAUGAUGUCACCACGCAGGAACACUCCUGGAAGCCAUGGAUGGCUGGCAACACUCAGAACCCCCAGCCUAGCCCACCUGCCUCCUUGUUGACAACCAGUGACAGAGUUGGGUAUGGCUGCUGACCUGCUGCUGAGUUCCCUGGGCUUUGUGCCCUGCGCUGGCCUCUCUGCUACAGCCCUCAAGCAGCCUUCUCACCAGGCUGGCUGCUUCAUGAGGCUUGCAACCUUAAAUGUGACACUGAGACAAAAAGUCUCACUAGGACGUCCCCACUGUGGCCCAGCUGCCUGAAAUGGGCCAGGUGACCCUUGGAGAGCUCUACCGUCCUCUCUGUAGCCACUCUUGAAGCCAGAGGCCAGAUAUUCGUGGGACCUCAGUGUAUGCUGCCUCUGGUGAAGGGGAAAGCCCUUGCUUCCCACCUGGAUGUCACCUAUAUUUGUGGUACUCACGAGAACAGCACAUCCUCUUGGGCGUUUAACACUGAAUAAAUGUGGAGGGCAGCAUUUGUAAUGCCUUCCUAACGUCUACCAAGUUGUACACUGGAAUAUAGGGUAGCUGCAGCUCAGGCUGCCUUGUCCUAAUUCCUCCAUGGGGGACCGCGUAAUGACAAGGCAGCCGCACGAAGUACCUUCUUGGUGCACUCACCAAAGUGCUCAUGGAAACUGGUCUCCCCUACCUGGCUGUUGCUGUCACUGUCCACACAGGACUGAACACUGGUGACCGGGACAUGCCUUUGUCAUAAGUGGCUCAGAACUGUCAGAUUGUCGUCUUGUUUGUUGAUCUCCACCUGUAGGACUGAGGAAGGAGAGGACAAAACACAGGCAGCCCCAGCCAAGGGAGGAGUCCACAGCCCCACUCCAGUUUUGAUUCGUAUACAACUUAAGCCUACUGAAAACAGCCUUAUGAAGCCUGUGCCUCUCAUGCCCUGAGUUCUUGUGGGUCCAGGCAGUGAAGUCAGGCUCCAUGUUCCAGCUGACCAGCAGAGUGACAAGCAGGCUGUGAAGCAGGGCAAGAAACUGUCUGUAGCAGCAAUCAGUGCUCUGCUGGCCACAGAGCAGCCAUGGGGAAGCCAGGCACUGCAUCCAAGAACAUUUCCAGGCCCGAAUCUGGCGGAGCAGUCUACCUUUGGCAGCCCUGCCAGCCCUGGGCAGUGUAGCUUGCAGAUGCCAUCUGCCUCCAAGAAGCCAGUGCCAUUAUCCCCAGCCUGUGUCUCUCCUCAGCAGCUGUAGACAAACUGCUGCCCUGCUGGUGCUGGGCUAGGACUGGUGCAUGACUCUCCUAUAAUCGUCUCAUGAGACCUCCAAGUCCUAGCUUGAAGCUAGAGGACCAUACCACUGCCUUUGGGGCCUGAAACUUUUGCUCCCUGUCUCUCAAAAUUUGAGUGAUGUUGGUCAUGUUAUCUCCACACACUUGUUAGCCAUAGCUGCUGUGGUUAGCAGCUAUGAAUACGUAGCUGGAUGCCACUUGAGGUGGAGACCACCAAAGCCUUUUUCCUCUGUGUCCAGGGAAGACAGGAAUUGCUGGACUCAGGGGUAUAAGAGCCUAGGGUUGGGGCAGAAGGACGUCAGUGGAGCGGGCAUGUUCUGGACAGUCCCUCCCUCAAGCACCUGGAAGUGGCCUCUGCAAGGCAGCUGCAUGCCAGCUGGUCCCCAGCUUUUAGCUGAGAUGGCUCAUGGGCAGAAUUGCCAACACUGUCCUGCUUUCCUUAGAAUAUAUGGUUUUGGAUUUCAGUUGUACAUUGCACUGUGUCCAGCAUUCUUUGCAAUAAAUACUUUUUUUUUUUU
Molecule: messenger RNA, 3610 nt
Organism: Cricetulus griseus (Chinese hamster)
Lineage: Eukaryota; Metazoa; Chordata; Mammalia; Rodentia; Cricetidae
Source: RefSeq, a predicted model, not a curated record